UGGCAACUGCAAAGGAAUAUGAUCUUGAAAAUUUAGUGCAAGGUCUCUUGGUACAAAAAUUGUAUAUACCUGAUACUAUAUCCACAACAACUAGCUGUAAGUUUUAGAUAAUCUUUUCAUAUGUUUAAGAUAACAUAUUUACAUAAGAAUAUAGAGAGAGACACAUCUAUUUAUUUGUAUAUGACAAAAUACUAAAAGUUGCUUUGAUCUGAAAGUACUUACUAAAUAAAUUCAGCAAAUUAUUACUGUGCCAUGUCCGACUGUACAUUUAAUUCUUCAAGAAGAACCAUAUUACUAAAUAUUUCUACCAUAUGUAUUGUGUUAAAGUAUUACUAAUUCACCAACAUACUGUAUAAAGUGUUGUUUUUAUGUGAAAUUUUGAUAUCAACAAUUUUCUUUACUAUGAUCCAAGAAUUAGAAUGUGACUCAAUAAUGAAUAUGUUUACAAUUAUAAGAUACAAGAUGUACAUAAUAUCAGUGAAUAAAGAAUUAUUAAAACUGGUGCAAAAAUGUAUUGAAGUCUAUGAAGAUGUAUUUUGAACAGUGCCAUCAGUGAUAUAAUACAUGUGACAGUGUAUAGAUGAGUGUUUUUUGUGUGUGUGUGCUUUCAGUUGAUUGAGGUUCAAAAAGUGCAGGUCAGAAAUGAAGCCUUGUAUUGCAAAAUGGUGAUAAUAUGUGCUUUUCUAUUUAAGAUAUUCUUCUUUCAAUUGUCUUUAUUUGUUAAAAUACCUAUUGUAAGUGAAAAGAGAAAUUGAAAUAUUUAUUACUUUGUUGCAUGUUCCUUGCUUUAAAGAUACUCAAAUUAACCGUUUGGUAUUAAUAUUAGGUAAUGUAAAUAAAACAUAUGUAUAUUGCUAGCAUUAUUAUUUUUGAGCAUUUUCUUUUGUGUUAUUUAAUAAAUAAUAUUGUAAUUACCUUAUUUAUUGUACCUUUAUCUUAUUAAACCUUUCUCUUUUCUUUAAAUCUUCUUUGAUAAAUUCAAGUCAUAAAUACCAACCAAGAUUGGUAGACAUAAACUUAAGAUGUAGUGAAUCAAAGUUGGAAAAACCAAAUUCGCAUAAACGUUGGUAAAUUUUCUUAAUUUUAAACAAGACAUAAUAUGUUGAUUUGGAUAUUUUUCUGUGUACAAUUGACUAGUAACCCCAUUAGCAAAUGCAUAUCUGCAAUUUCCGCCAUAAAGUACAGAUAAUUAUUAAUAACGACGCAAUAAUAACAUCAAACGUGGCACGGAAUACGGAUUCAGAAAUACUGAAGAUUCAUGGUAGAUUUGCAUCUGUCAAAUAAUCUUUGCUGAGUUAGUGAUAAUCUGCGUUGUCACAUAACCUUGAAUUAAUGAAUGCUUUCAAAUCAAUUCCAUUUACAUUCAUUGUGCUACACUCGAAACGAGAAUGCUCGUAAAAAGUAUUCAAUAAUACGUUAAAUUACUAAAACAUAUCUAAAAUCUGUGAUUCAAAAGGUUACUUAUAACAAUUUACUAGAACAAAGGAGUAAUUAUGGACUGUAAACUAUGUCUGCCUUCUUCUGAAAAAAAAUUAAAAGAAUUAAUAGAGAAGGCAAAAGAUUGGGCACUUAUGCAUGGAUUGUGCAUGAGAUCAAGAAUGAAUUUGAACAAAAAUGUUCUACAAUUUGCACCAUUCAUUCUGAUGCCAUCUCCAUUUCCUAAAAAAGAGUUUGACAAUGCUUGUCGCAUUCAAACAAUAUUAAACAUACUUAUACAUAGAGUAGCACAGGAUUACAAUUUUUUGAAGGAGACUUUAGAAGAGACAAUAAGAGUAGACAGUUUUACCAAAGAAUUAUUCAAUAUAUGUAAAACUGUAAACGAUGAAGGAGGAUCAGCACAAAAAAUAUCUCUUGGUAUACUGCGUUCAGAUUUAAUGUUAGAGACAAACUGUCCAAAAGAAAAGAUGGAUAAAAAAUGUAUACCAUAUUGUUGUUGGAAACAAGUUGAAAUAAAUACAAUUGCAUCUGGUUUUGGCUGGUUAGGACCUGCUUCAACAGAAUUACAUAAAUUUGUAUUAGGAGAACUUGGUUAUCAUGAAGAAAUAAAAAAUCUUCCAGAAAAUAAUGCAUUACAAAUAAUAUGUUCAAAUUUAAUAGAAGCAUGGAACAUGUAUGGAGAUCAACAAGCAGUUAUUUUGUUUGUUAUCGAAGAUAUUACAUAUAAUAUAUGUGACCAACGUUUCCAGGAAUUUGAAAUUAAAAAACAAAAUCCAAAUAUCAAAGUCAUUCGACGAAAUUUAACGUAUUUAGCUGCUACUGCAACAAUGGGUUCAGAAAAGGAAUUGAUAGUUGAUGAUUAUGUUGUAGCUGUAGUAUAUUACAGAUCUGGUUAUGAACCUGGACAGUAUCAUACAAGAAAUGAAUGGAAUGUACGAUUAUUGAUAGAAAAAUCAUUAGCUAUUAAAUGUCCAACUAUUCAGUAUCAUUUAGCAGGAACAAAAAAAGUACAGCAGGCCCUUGCAAAGCAUGGUAUCAUAAGUAAAUUUCUAAAAAAUGAAAAAACAUGUAUUGAAAUUAAAGAAAUAUUCACUGAACUCUAUGCAUUAGAUUUUAAUGAUCAUGGAAAUGCUGCUAUAGAAAUGGGGAUUGCAGAUCCACAUCGUUUCGUAUUAAAGCCUCAACGUGAAGGAGGUUGUAAUAACAAAUAUGGAUUAGAUAUAAAACACUUCUUAGAAUCUGUAAAACAUAAACAAGAUCGAGUGGCCUGGAUUCUUAUGGAUAAAAUUCAUCCUCCAAUUCAUAAAAGUUAUAUGAUUAGACCUGAAGACAAUACGAAUGUGAAAGUACAGGAAUUAGUUUCUGAGCUAGGAAUAUUUGGUGUUAUUAUUGCUGAUGAAAAUAAUGUGUAUGUUAACAAACAAGGUGGUCAUAUGUUAAGGACAAAAUUAGCUACUGCUAACGAAGGUGGUGUUUCGACAGGAUUAGGGGCAUCUUUACCGGAUGUUAUACAUGCUGUAGCAAAGUAUGAAGUAGAUUAUGAACCAAGAGAAAUCUUCUUUUUUCGAGAGGGUACCAUAGUGAUGUGGAAUAUUUCAGAUCUUGAAAGUGGAAAUAUAUUGGAAUUUUUAAAGAAAUACGAAGAUAAUCGUUACUCUGAAUCUAUUAUACAAUCUGAAAGUGAAAUAAUGAGUUACAGCUAUGCAGAUAAUGGAAAACAAAGUCAUAUAAAGAAUAGUCAUAUUAUGUUAGGAGUAAAUGCAUCGAAUUUAGAUAAAUAUACAUUUUCAAAUGCAAUGGCCCAAUCAGUGAAGUUAGGUAUAUGGGAAGUAUCUUUAGAUAAUUACAUAGAUUCUAUAGAAUUUGUUACCGACGAUUUAAAGUCUGGCGUAAAGCUUAGAAUAACUCAACAGGAAGUAUUAAAAAAGCAGGGAGAAUUAUUUGCAUUGCGACAUGCAAUUAAUUUAAGCUCAGAUUUAUUAGAUACUCCCGAUUUCUAUUGGGACCGAGACGAUUUAGAAAUUCUAUAUCAACAAACUUGCGCAUAUUUUAAUGUUACAAAGCGUACAAGAGUUAUAAAUGAAAAAUUGAACCAUUGUGUGGAGCUUGUGGGAAUUUUAUCCACGCAUUUAAGCGACCGUCAUCAUAUUCGCCUAGAAUGGAUGGUUAUUAUCCUUAUCAUGGCUGAAGUUGCUUUUGAAAUAUUACAUUAUAUCGAUAGAUAUUUCUCAGACCAUUCUACAUAAAUUAAUUUAUUGUA
Colletes gigas is the source of this 3697-nucleotide messenger RNA. Its product is annotated as glutathione synthetase-like. Gene Ontology annotation, biological process: glutathione biosynthetic process. NCBI's taxonomy places the organism in Eukaryota, Metazoa, Arthropoda, Insecta, Hymenoptera, Colletidae. The record is from RefSeq and is a predicted model, not a curated record. Gene Ontology annotation, molecular function: glutathione synthase activity; ATP binding; glutathione binding. The coding region runs from base 1494 to 3683 and encodes 729 amino acids. Gene Ontology annotation, cellular component: cytosol. The transcript is spliced from 6 exons.